UAAAAUAGAUUUUUUUUUCCUUAUAAUUUAAUUUUUAAUUAUUUUUUAAAUUUAAUGUCAAAAGUCAUCAUUUUAUUCAUUAUUUUACAAUAUUAUCGUAAGUAUGUUGCACAUAUUUUAUGCUUUUAGCCGAUUGGUUAAAAAAUGUUUAAAUGAUUUAAAUUUCGAAUGGAUUAGGAACUUGAUAGAUUCAAGUCUAAAUUGAGUGAUUCAAGUGAAAUUUUAAAACAAGUUUAGGAUCAUAUCGAUGACUUGAACGGUGUUUUUGUUUAGCUGCCAUUGCUCCCCUCAAAAAAAUCUAACAAUGUGUCUCUCCAUUUUAUGAAAAACUCACUGAUUAGGAGGUUCCACAAUAUCCAGAAGGUGAAUAGAAAGUGAUCAUAGCACAUGCAAUCAAAUACUAUACUACAUUAGAAAUAUCUCUUGGGUCUAUCCAUAAGAGUUGCUCAUUUUAGUCUACCGGCGCAUUAAUUUGUCCUCCUCCUUAAUCUUAUCCCUUAGGAGUCAUUUGAUUUGGUAUAAGGUAUAAUAGUCUCAAAAUAAAAUGUAAGAUUAUUUUAUUCUGUAUUUAAUUGAAGGUAUUAGUUAGUCUCAGGAUUAUUUGUUUCAUAAUUUAUAUCAUAGUGAUAGAAUAAGUUAUCUUAUAUAUAUAUAGUGAGAUAAUUAAUUCUAAAAUAACUAAUUUCGAGCUUAUUUCCAACCAAAUAAUCCGUAACGAUAAAUGCAUUCGCCAUAGUUUUAGUACAACCAAAUGUUGCCCGGGAUAUAAGGGUUGCAACAAGUAUAGUGUAAUUUGUGAAGGAACGUCUGAUCCCAAAAAUUUAAACAUUUGCCUCCAGUAUUGUAAUUUAGAAAUUGCCUAUUCAGAGUGUCCCCGUUCCAAAGGAAAGACAAUAAUUUAUUCCACUGGAUGCACCACUUGUUGCACGGGCUACAAGAGUUGCUACUAUUUUGGUAAAGACGAUAAGUUUGUGUGUGAAGAGUACCCAACUCAAGGUUUGUAGUCAAGAAUGUAAUCCAAGAGUUGCUUACAUGACUUGUCUGUCUACUGGAUUGGCCAAGAUUAAUCAAGUUUGUGUUAGUUGUUGUACCGCAGGAGAUGGUUGCAAAUUCCGUAGUCAUGAUGGAUCUUUACUAUAUAUGCAUAACUGGGGAGCCUAUAAGUUAUAUAUCCACGGCAUAAGACAACUGCUUAUUUCUAAUCAAUGAUAUGUUUUAUGAUUUAUUAAUCUAUGAAAUAAAAGCAUGAACAAUCUCUGUAACGUGGGCAUUGAAACUCUUUUCAUGAAAGGUGUCCUUUAAUGAAGCACUAGUUUCUUUUACUUCUAAAUUACUCUAGCAACUUAAUCCGAGAAUGAUGCUAAUUUUUGAGAAAGAGUUGCGAAAAAAAUGGACUUCUGUUGGAAAAUAUUUUCAGUUGGAAAAAGAUUUUCUUACCAUGAAAAAAUAUUUCAAGGGAGAAUGAUACAAUCUCACACAUUGAGAAACCAAAUCAUUCAUAAAGCUCAACAACAGAAGAUUGCAAAGAACAAGAAAAUCAGUUGAAGAACAAUGUUAUCUUCUCGGAAAGAAGUGACGAUACAAAGUCAGGUUAUUCGUUGCUUUACACUCUUCCUAUAGCUGUAAUUGUCAAUGUAUAGCUGCUGUCAAUGUAUAAAAAGUGUCCAUCAUAUGUUUGAUAAAAUGCCUUAACUAAUUGAAGAAUAAUUUUAUUUUCUCGGGGAGAAGUGACAACACAAAAUCAAGUUAUUCGUUGCUUUACGCUCUUCUUACAGCUACAAUUAUCAAUGUAUAGCUGCAUCUGUCAAUGUAUAGAAAGUGUCCAUCACAUAUUUGAUAAAAUGCCUUAAUUAGAUCUUUAUAGUAAUUUCAAGUAUGAAACAUAGAGUUAGCGUUUAAUUUUCCAACUCACCUUAUAAUUUUUUCAAAUGCAGUGUGAUUCAUUAUUUGAACUUGUUAUAUAGUUAAUUUUUUAAAAUUUCACAUUACGGUUCUUUUUUAACUAUAGGAUUUACUGAUUAUUUUCUUUUUUAUAUUCUUUGUAUUUUAGACUUAUGGACAUUGGAUCUAGUGAGUCCCAAAGUGAAUGUAAUGUGCCUAUAAAAAUUGGAAUGGAGUUUGAUUCGGAUGAACAUGCAUAUGAAUACUAUAAUCAAUACGCAGGUGUAAUUGGUUUUAGUAUUAGGAAAGAAUUUGCUAACAAAAACAAAAUCCAAGGAUAUGUGAGUUCAAGAAAACUGACAUGUUAUAAAGAAGGGUAUAGAAACAAAGACAAAAGAGAUACAACGGUUCAAAAAAAAGAGAGAUGAAACUAGAACAGGGUGCUUAACUCAUAUUAUUGUUAGUCGCCAGUCAAAUGAAAUGUUUCGCAUCACUUCUUUUGAAGAGAAACAUAAUUCUCCUCUUGUUCCUUUUUCUUUGGCUCAUAUGUUGCCCUCACAAAGAAAGAUAAAAGUUGCUCAAGCAUAUGAAAUUGACUUAUUAGAUGAUUCAGGGAUACGUCCUAAAGCUUCAUUUGAUUAUUCUGCUCGUCAAGUUGGAGGGCAAUCUUGUCUAGGUUACAUAAAGAGAGAUCAAAAAAAUUAUCUUCGGGAUAAAAGAAAAGAUAGUUUGAAAUGUGGAGUGGCUCGUAGUUUGAUUGAUUAUUUUGAGAAAAGAAUAUUAGAAGAUCCUGCUUUUCAGUAUUCUUUACAAUUAGAUGAUGAUGAUUUGAUAACGAAUAUAUUUUGGGCCGAUGCAAAGAUGAUAAGAGAUUUUAAGAUUUAUGGAGAUAUUGUGUCUUUUGACACGACAUAUAGAACAAAUAAAGAGUAUCGACCUUUGGCAUUGUUUGUUGGUUUGAAUAAUCAUAGGGAAAUGAUUAUAUUUGGAGCAACCGUUUUAUAUGAAGAAUUAACUAAAUCUUUUGAAUGGCUUUUUAAUGCAUUCUUUAGGAUUAUGUCUGCAGAUAAACCACAAACAAUUUUUACCGAUCAAGAUCCUGCAAUAGCUGCUGCUAUCUCAUUGGUAAUGCCACAAACAUAUCAUCGUCUUUGUAUAUGGAACUUGGAAAAAAAUGCAUUUAAACAUCUUAAUCAUAUCUUUAGAGCUAAUGAGUCAUUUCCGAGAGAUUUUAGCAAACUACUUAAUGAUUAUGGGUAUGAAGACGAUUUUUUAAGUGCGUGGAAGGAAAUGCUUGAGAAAUAUGAUCUUGAGGAUAAUAAUUGGUUGAAAAACACGUUUGCAAUAAGGGAGAAAUGGUCCAUGACAUAUGGGAGAAAUACAUUCUCAGCAGGUAUGCGAAGCACACAAUUAAGUGAAAGCUUUAAUGCAUCUUUAAGGGGAUAUUUAAAAUCUGAUUUGGAUAUUGUUCAGUUUUUUAAAUAUUUUCAAAGAUCAAUUAAUGAUAAACGCGUGAAUGAGAAUAAGUCAAAUUUUGACAUGACUCAAAAAAUACCUAUUUUAAAGGUUAAACUUCCUUUAAUGAUUCACGUUAGGGAAGUGUACAGCCCAACUAUAUUUGACAUAUUUCAAAAUGAAUGGGAAAGAUCAUUACUGGUUUCAAUAAAGGAUUGUUAUGACGAAGGAGAAGUGUAUACCUAUAAAGUUAGCAGCCUUGGAACUGUUAAGAAGCAUGUAAUAACAGUUAAGCGGUCAGUAACUCAAGUUUCUUCCAGUUGUAAAUUAUUUGAAUUUUGGGGUAUAUUGUGUAGACAUUCUUUGAAGAUCCUGGAGAAUAUAAAGGAUAUGAUUCCUAUACAUUACAUAUUAAAGAGGUGGACCAAAGAUGCUACGAACAUAAAUGGGAUGGAGGCCAGUCUAGUUGAAAAAGACAUUGAUCCAAAAGUUGAAGUUACCACCAGGUAUAGAAAUUUAUGUCAUACUUUUGUUCAAAUUUCAAGUGAAGCUUCAGAAUCCAACGAAGAAUAUGAAUUGGCUGUAAAAGGUGCGAAUGAGAUAAUUUCCAAGUUAAAAGAUAUUAAGAGGAUGAAUGAAUCAGCAGAAAAGUUGGCUUCAAGCAAUAGUAUUCAAAACGAAUCGAGUGAAAUAAUAUUUAUUGAUAAUACAAAUUUCACAAAGGUGAUUGUGCUGAAAAGAAAGGAACCAACUCAUCGUUGUAAUACUCGGCCAAAGAGUUUUAUGGAAAAGUUCAAGAAGAAAAAUAAGACUUCAUUGCUAUCUUCUCAAUGUCAAACUAGCAAGUAGUUAGAUCACCUUCCAAAUCCUCAGGUCUCAUGUCCACCUUUAUCUGACACUUCAAAUGCUAUGGGUGUGACAGAAGGAAGUUUUCCUUCGUGCUCCUCUUCACACUUAUCUCAAGAAUCAUCCGUCGAAAGUCUGACUCAACUCUUAAGAGAUGUUUCUUUUCCUGAUUCAAGCAACUAUUCUCAAUAUUGAUUGUGGUAAAUUUGUAAAAGCAGAGACUACAUAGUGAUUCUUGUCUGGCGCAGUAGGUUGGUUCAGUUCGGGCUUUGUAUUCGAGGGCAAUUGACAUUCAAUUCUAUAAGUUGAAACUUUUUCAUUUUUUUUUUGCAUCAAGAGGCUGUAAUCCACAUUUGGAUGUUGGAAUUUGUUUUGUUCAGUAGCUUUAUGUCUUUUGUUUUGUGACAAUCUGGUGUUUAUUAUUAUGAAUUAUGUUGACAAUUUUAA
Messenger RNA from Capsicum annuum, 4629 nucleotides. Its product is annotated as protein FAR1-RELATED SEQUENCE 5-like. The coding region runs from base 2362 to 4185 and encodes 607 amino acids. Lineage: Eukaryota; Viridiplantae; Streptophyta; Magnoliopsida; Solanales; Solanaceae. Gene Ontology annotation, biological process: regulation of DNA-templated transcription. The record is from RefSeq and is a predicted model, not a curated record. The transcript has 3 exons.